Molecule: messenger RNA, 3915 nt
Organism: Dunckerocampus dactyliophorus (ringed pipefish)
Lineage: Eukaryota; Metazoa; Chordata; Actinopteri; Syngnathiformes; Syngnathidae
Product: ribonucleoside-diphosphate reductase large subunit-like
Exons: 19
Coding region: 132-2507 (791 amino acids)
Biological process (GO): deoxyribonucleotide biosynthetic process; DNA replication
Cellular component (GO): ribonucleoside-diphosphate reductase complex
Molecular function (GO): ATP binding; ribonucleoside-diphosphate reductase activity, thioredoxin disulfide as acceptor
Source: RefSeq, a predicted model, not a curated record
UGGCGCUCUCAUUGUGAGAUUCAACUGUGUCUGUCGCCACAGCGUAAUAAACCUGAGAUAUAACGUCUAGUUUUUAGCCGUUUCCCUGUUUACCGCGAAUCCAACAGGCGCAACACGAAGAAACUGUCAGCAUGCAUGUGAUUAAACGAGAUGGACGCCAGGAGGCCGUUAGCUUUGAUAAAAUCACAUCUCGCAUCCAGAAGCUUUGCUAUGGCCUCAAUUCUGACUUUGUGGACCCCACCUCCAUCACGAUGAAGGUGAUCCAGGGUCUGUACAACGGAGUGACCACUGUAGAGCUGGACACUCUGGCAGCAGAGACCGCCGCCACCCUGACUACCAAACACCCCGACUACGCUAUCCUGGCUGCACGUAUUGCCGUGUCGAACCUGCACAAAGAGACCAAGAAAGUCUUCAGUGAUGUCAUGGAGGACCUGUACAGUUAUGUCAACCCCAUCAACAAGCGUCACUCCCCCAUGAUCUCCAAGGAGACACUUGACAUUAUCCUUGAAAACAAGGCUCGUCUCAACUCUGCCAUCAUUUACGACAGAGACUUUUCCUACAACUUCUUCGGUUUUAAGACUCUUGAGCGAUCGUACUUGUUGAAAAUAAAUGGCAAAGUGGCUGAGAGACCCCAGCACAUGUUAAUGAGAGUGGCAGUGGGGAUUCAUAAAGGAGACAUUGACGCCGCCAUCGAGACGUACAACCUGCUGUCAGAGAAGUGGUUCACACAUGCUUCCCCCACUUUGUUCAACGCCGGGACCAACAGGCCACAACUGUCCAGCUGUUUCCUGCUGGCCAUGAAAGAUGACAGCAUCGAUGGCAUUUAUGACACACUGAAGCAGUGCGCCCUCAUUUCUAAGUCAGCUGGGGGCAUCGGACUGGCCGUCAGCUGCAUCAGAUCUACCGGCAGCUACAUUGCCGGGACAAACGGUACGUCGAACGGACUGGUUCCUAUGCUAAGGGUCUACAACAACACAUCACGCUAUGUUGACCAAGGAGGCAACAAGAGGCCAGGUGCGUUCGCUGUCUACCUGGAGCCGUGGCAUUUCGAUGUGUUUGACUUUUUGGAGUUGAAGAAGAACACGGGCAAGGAGGAGCAAAGAGCCAGAGACCUCUUCUUUGCCAUGUGGAUCCCAGACCUUUUUAUGAAACGAGUGGAAAGCAAUCAGGACUGGUCCCUGAUGUGCUCCAAUGAAUGUCCCGGGUUAGAUGAGUGCUGGGGAGAAGAGUUUGAGAAACUCUACACCAGAUAUGAGAAGGAGGGACGGACUAAGCGUGUGGUGAAGGCUCAGCAGCUGUGGUAUGCCAUCAUUGAGUCCCAGACAGAAACCGGUACUCCGUACAUGCUCUACAAGGACGCCUGCAACAGGAAGAGCAACCAGCAGAACCUAGGAACCAUCAAGUCGAGCAACCUGUGCACAGAGAUUGUAGAGUACACGAGUAAAGAUGAGGUCGCCGUGUGUAACUUGGCUUCCAUCGCCCUCAACAUGUACGUCACGCCAGAGAAGACCUUUGAUUUCCAAAAGCUUGCAUCCGUCACCAAAGUGAUCGUAAAGAACCUGAACAAGAUCAUCGACAUCAACUACUACCCUGUGCCUGAGGCUGAGAGAUCCAACAAGCGGCAUCGGCCAAUUGGAAUCGGCGUGCAAGGUCUGGCUGACGCCUUCAUCCUGAUGCGUCACCCCUUUGAGAGCCAGGAGGCCCAGCUGCUCAACAUCCAAAUAUUUGAAACCAUCUACUAUGCUGCUCUGGAGGCCAGCUGUGAACUUGCUGCAGAGUUUGGGCCAUAUGAAACCUACGCUGGUUCUCCUGUCAGCAAAGGGGUCCUUCAGUAUGACAUGUGGGAGCGAACCCCAACAGAUCUGUGGGACUGGAGAGCCUUGAAGGAGAAAAUAGCCAAGCACGGCGUUCGGAACAGCCUGCUCUUGGCCCCCAUGCCCACAGCCUCCACGGCCCAGAUCCUCGGCAACAAUGAGUCCAUCGAGGCUUACACCAGCAACAUCUACACCCGCAGAGUGCUCUCGGGAGAGUUCCAGAUUGUCAAUCCUCACCUGCUGAAGGACCUCACAGAGAGAGGCCUGUGGAGCGAUGAAAUGAAGAACCACCUCAUAGCUCAGAACGGUUCCAUCCAGGCCAUCGAGGGCAUCCCAGCUGAUCUGAAGCAGUUGUAUAAAACCGUGUGGGAGAUCUCUCAGAAGACUGUCCUGAAGAUGGCGGCAGACCGCGGCGCCUACAUCGACCAGAGCCAGUCUCUGAACAUCCACAUCGCUGAGCCCAACUACGGCAAACUGAGCAGCAUGCACUUUUACGGCUGGAAGUUGGGCCUGAAAACUGGUAUGUACUAUCUGAGGACCAAGCCUGCUGCCAACCCCAUCCAGUUCACUCUGAACAAAGAGAAACUAAAGGACGCCCAACCAGAUAAGAGUUCAGAGACCAAGGAGCGCAACGUUGCAGCCAUGGUGUGUUCACUCGCCAAUAAAGACGAGUGUCUCAUGUGUGGCUCCUAGGUCCAUCACUUGAUGAGCACCACUUCUUCAUCAUGAACAUUUUAUGUCCUCAUGGGGAUUUUUUUUAACAUGCAGCUUUGUGGUUAAUGUUAUUUGCUGUGGUGUAGGGCCGCACGGUGGUCUAGUGGUUAGCAUGUUGGCCACACAGUCAGGAGAUCGGGAAGAUGUGGGUUCUCUGUGUGGAGUUUGCAUGUUCUCCCCGUGCGUGCGUCCAGGUACUCCAGCUUCCUUCCACAUCUCCACAUCAUGUAUGUUAGGUUCAUUGGCGACUCUAAAUUGUCCAUAGGUAUGAAUGUGAGUGUGAAUGGAUGUUUGUCUAUAUGUGCCCUGUAAACGGCUGGCGACCAGUCCAGGGUGUACCUCGCCUCUCGCCCGAAGUCAGCUGGGAUAGGCUCCAGCAUACCCCCGCCACCCUAAUGAGGAUAAGCAGCACAGAGAAUGGAUGGAUGCUGUUGUGUAUUAUUGUGUGUAUUGUAUGGAAUAACAGGAUGCAAUUAUUUACCUCCAAGUAUGUUUUUAAGCAGUUUAUCAUAGAAACGAACUAUAUUCUCAGGGCAUUGAAUCGAUCGCAACUGGACUGUUCAGGUUGUCUUGGAAGACACUUCACCUCUCAUAGGAGCAGGCUACUCGGUAGGACAGCUCGACCUGGGGAUAGGGAUUGGUGCAAAGUAUUUAUGCUCUCAGGGUAGAGGCAUGCUCAGACAAGAAGGGUUUCACUCUUGUGGUGCAAAAUGACACACCUGAACAGUCCGGUUGCAAUCUGAGAAUACUCUGACCUGGAUGAGUGAGAAUAUUCAUAGGAGACUUGUUUGUCUGUGUAUUUUAAAUGCUUUAAAUGUAUUAGACACUAUCAUCACAUAAUUUAAGAGCAUGUGAACUUUUUUUUUUUUUACUUCCACUACAAGAAGUAUACAGGAUGUCUUCAUAAUCUGCGUUGUCAGAAAUGAUACUUUGUUUUGAUUGGCACAUACUUUAGAUAUGAAUUUAUGACUGUGGCUGGUCAUUUGCAGUGGGGCACACAUAACUGCACUCAAUGUACGAUAGGAGGCCAAAGGUUGAAGAUGUUUCAGGAGAAUGCAAAAGUGUCUACAAAGUUUUGACAGGUUUGACGACACGUGGAAAUGGGACCUUUGUGUUGAUGUGCUGACGUAACAAAAGUAGUGGACAGUGUUUGCCCAGAUGGGAUGUGAGCUCAUACAGUACUGUAAUUAAUCCGUUUUGAAUGAAUGAAUAUGAAUAUGAAUAUGAUGCAGUCCUGUGGUUGCCAUAGAAACUACACUAAAUGCUUCCCCACAUGUUAAUUAUAUUAUUUAGUGACAGGAUAAGUAACAGUGGCAUGACGGCAAGGUGCUUACUGUUUUUCCAGUGGAAUAUUUGGGAUGCAGUGUCCCCUCGGUGACACUGAAGG